Molecule: messenger RNA, 285 nt
Organism: Mucor velutinosus
Lineage: Eukaryota; Fungi; Mucoromycota; Mucoromycetes; Mucorales; Mucoraceae
Exons: 1
Coding region: 1-285 (94 amino acids)
Biological process (GO): mitochondrial respiratory chain complex II assembly
Cellular component (GO): mitochondrion
Source: RefSeq, a predicted model, not a curated record
AUGCUCAGACACAGCAUCCGUCGCACAUACACAUCCCUCAAUAGACCUGGCCCAUUGCCGCUCGGCAACAAGAAGCAACAGCAAGAAAUGCUUGAUCUUAUCCGAAAGAAGCAAUCCCGAGAUGCUGCCAGUGAUAUUAACGAUAUUCACGACGAUGCCAUCAAGAAGCCUAGACCAGAGUUCACUGGCGACGUAAACCCAAAGACCGGUGAGGUCAAUGGUCCAAAGAACGAACCUGUCAAACACAACGAUUGGAGUUUUGGUGGAAGAGUUACAGAUUUUUAA